Molecule: messenger RNA, 1940 nt
Organism: Papaver somniferum (opium poppy)
Lineage: Eukaryota; Viridiplantae; Streptophyta; Magnoliopsida; Ranunculales; Papaveraceae
Exons: 3
Coding region: 128-1459 (443 amino acids)
Source: RefSeq, a predicted model, not a curated record
UUAGUGUAGAUUGCCUGAACAAAAAGAAAAAUAACAUCUUCACAAAACUCGAGAGCCUAUCUGAAAUCAAAUCACAAAUCAAGGAAGGAAUGUGGGAACAAAAAUUAGGGUUUAGUCUCAUUUAAUAAUGGCAUUUGCUGAAGAAGGAAGAAGAGAAGGAAUUCCAAUUUCAUUGAUUAAACAACUUCAGAUCUCUCUUAGAGAAGAAGCUGGGGUUCCUUCUUCUUACGAUCCUCAAGAUCCGUCACUUUAUUUCGAUCAUCUCCACUCUUCAUCAUCUUCUUCUUCUCUUAGUGAUAUACUUGAAAAAUUCGAUCCAUCAGUACCUUCUUAUCUUCGGUGCAAGCAAUGCCGAGCACCACUUCUUCGAGGUCUACAAUCGAUUGUUUGUACUUUCUGUGGUGUACAAGUGAAGAAAGAUAUCCCUCCCGAUCCAAUUUCUUUCAAAUCUACUCACUCUUAUAAAUGGUUACUCGAAUCUCUCGACUUGAAUGGCUCGGAGGCUGUUGGAUUAGAAGAUAGUGGUUCAAGUAAAGGAAAGGAUGCACCUAAGGAUGAUUUGAUCUUAUCUGAUCUAUUUGAUUUAGAACUAAAGUGGCCUACUGAUCAGGGGAAACCCGAAACUGUAACCAAUAAUAAGGCAUCAUUUCAGAGUAAUAGUUCUCUGAACUUGGCAGGAGUGGAUUUGGACAACUAUUUCACUGGAACAACGAAGGAGGCUGCUACUGCUCAGGAAAGUCCUAAUUUGUUUGAGAAUACCCAGGCUUAUACAGUUGGGGCAGGUCCAAAUGAGGGGGCUGGUGGUGAAAAAUUUUCUGGUUGGGAUGCUGGCUUCCAGUCUGCAAGUUCUGGAACUUUUCAUGGGGACUCUAAAUAUCACGACUCCUUUGUGCCUCACCCAGAUGUAAAGUAUCAGAACCGCACUGUAGACAGUGAUGUGACAAUGAAAUCUGAUUUAUUUCCUCCUGCACCAGUUGGAGAGCUGAAGGGUGACUCAAAUGAUCCUUCCAGCACAAGCAGUAGCUGGAUGGAAGACGAUCUAUGGCCAAGUAAAAAUAGUAAAACAUUCAACAGUGAGAAUGCCAACUCAAAAGAUGAUCCUUUUAAUCCCUGGCAAGAUUUUGCAAGCUCUGAAAAUGCACAAACAAGUGAAAAACCUGCAUCUUCGGACAAACAAGCUUCAGAUGUCAAUAUGGAGAGCCUAGGUACCCAUGUGCAGCAAAUGGACCUCUUCUCAGCAGUGUCCGGGAGUGACAACGUUUCUACAAAUGAAAAUAUGCAUGAAAAUUCCACCUCUAACAGGCUUGAGCUUGCGGGUGUUCAAACUAGUGAAGAUGGGACUGGAUUUUCAGCAAAUACUGCAAACUCCAAUGUAGUUGAGUCAUUGAUGUCACAGAUGCACGAUCUUUCCUUUAUGCUCGACACCAACCUUCCUAUCCCUAAAACAGAGCAGCAAUGAUAGUUCAGUUUGGAUAGAUAUAGGUACCUGGUGUUCAGUUCAGAUAGAAGUAGGUAUCUGAUGUUAAGCGAUGGGAAAAACAGAAAAUCUAUAUAUAUCAGAGCUUCUUUGUGAGAAUGGAGAAACAAGAAAUGUAAAAGAAAAAAAGUGGAAGUUGUGGGACUUGCCUCAAUCUGCAAUCUGGUGGACCAUUUGGAUGGAGAGAGAUAUAAGAACUUUUCAGGGCAAAUAUAGAACUACUGGCAGGCUUAUUGAUGUUGUAAAAUGCUUGUUUUAUAAUUGGUCUUUUAGUUCAAAAAUUUCGAGAACAUUCCUCUUGAUAUGGUUCUCAGUAUUUGGCACGCCGUAAUUUUGUAACCAGCUUGUUUUGAUUUUCUCUAUGUAUUUUCUCUUGAUAUGGUUCUCAUUGAUGCUGUAAAAUGAUUGCUAUAAUGGUCUUGAUAUGGUUAUCAGAAAUUGGCAUGCCACAGUAUUGCAACCA